Molecule: messenger RNA, 2136 nt
Organism: Lepus europaeus (European hare)
Lineage: Eukaryota; Metazoa; Chordata; Mammalia; Lagomorpha; Leporidae
Gene: BTBD18
Product: BTB domain containing 18
Exons: 2
Coding region: 1-2136 (711 amino acids)
Biological process (GO): positive regulation of transcription elongation by RNA polymerase II
Molecular function (GO): protein binding
Source: RefSeq, a predicted model, not a curated record
AUGUGCUCUCCUGCCAGUUCCAAAAUCCUUUACAGGAACCCUCGGUUCCUCCGGUUAGCCUUUCUGCAGCUUCAUCACCAGCAGCAGAGUGGUGUGUUUUGUGAUGUCCUUCUGCAGGCAGAAGGUGAGGCAGUCCCAGCGCACUGCUGCAUCCUGUCGGCCUGCAGCCCCUUCUUCACAGAACGCCUGGAGCGGGAGAGGCCAGCUCAGGGUCGGAAGGUGGUGCUGGAGCUGGGGGGCCUGAAGAUCAAGACCCUUAGGAAGCUGGUGGACUUCCUGUAUACCUCGGAAAUGGAAGUGUCCCGAGAAGAGGCCCAGGAUGUCCUUUCGGCUGCCCGCCAGCUCCGUGUAUCUGAGCUAGAAUCUCUUCAGCUGGAGGGUGGGAAGCUGGUGAAGGCUCCACAGGGGCGAAGACUGAACCGAGAGUGCUUACAGCUACCAAGUGCCGCGCCAAUCUCUGCCAGAGUGGUGGUGCCCAGCCGCCGCCCUCGAAUUCCACUGCCUGUUAGCCAGACUCCUUGUCCUCUUGGAGUGGUGAGAUUCAAGUCCUCGGGAAGGGAGGAGGGGUCCCAGGAGAAGAGCAACCGGCAGAAUGUAGAAAACUUGUCAGCCACUCUUCUGCUCAAGAAGAAGGCCAGAGCCUGCCCAGCGCCACAAGAAAAAAGCUCUUCUCCAUCAAGCCACAGUCAGGGGCCUGAGGACAAGAAGGACCCUGUCCUUGGCCCUACCAUACUCUCCCCACCCAGCUUGUACCCCUCUGUGGAUGAGCAACUACUGCCUAGAAAAAUCAGGCUGAGUCGCUCAAAGCCAUCUCCUGAUGUCUGUGCAUCAAAACCUUCCAAUGUGGUGAGUGGACCCAGCUCAGUGCCCACAGCCCCUGGCCGGCGUCUCUGGCGACAGAAGAGUCUAAGUAAAGAAGCACCAGGGGACAAGCAGAAGCCAGGGAAGGCUAGUCCCUUACAGAGCACCCCAAGCCCAUCUGGUCUUGGGAAGACGGGUGGGAACAAGAAGCGGAGCCCUGAAGUCAGGGCACCCAACUCCGAUUCUGUGGAGGAGGGCCAGGUCGGGAGGGUGAAACUUCGGAAGAUUGUCAAUGGCACUUGCUGGGAGGUGGUGCAAGAGCCUCCCCUCAAAAACUCUCAAGAUAACCCCCAGAUCUCAGAACAUGGAGGAGGCUUGGAAGAGCCUCCAGGGACUCAGCCGUGCUCAGUUAGUGAGCAGGAAACGUCGUCUGCUAGAACAGAAAUGUGUCAGGACUCCCCAGUGUGCUCUAGGCUACAAGACAUCCUGCUCUCUGCCAGCCACUCCCCAGACCACCCAGUGGUGAAGUCCGAGUUUGGGUCCAGUCCAGAGCUUUCAGGGAAGGAGCCAGCUCUGUUGGACAUUGACUGCAGAGCGCCCUAUGCGUUUGACUCAGCCCUGCUGGAGCAACCCUGCGAAGCUGAGGAGUACCGAAUCACAAGUGCUGCCGCCACCAGCGAGCUGGAGGAGAUCCUGGACUUCAUGCUCUGUGGCUCGGACAUGGAGCCACCCAUGGGGUCCCUGGCAAGUCCCGGGGCUGAAGGCUGCAGAACCCCGAGUUACCACCUCACAGAAACAGGGAAGAGCUGGAUUGAAGGGGAAGAAUGGUGCUUGCCAGACAUGGAACUGUGGCCCACGGAGCUGGACAAGGAAGCUGUUAAUGAGGACAAACAGCCAAUCGAACCCCUCAGCCCCCUUGUCAUGCCCCCUGAGAUAAGUGCAGGACAGGUACUUUCAGGGGGCCCUUGGACCCCAGACCUUGAAAUGAACAGUUCCCAGCCACUGAGUGGUCAGGGAGACAAACUUCUCCAGAUGGACUCUCUUGACCCUCCCAGGAAAUCUUUUGGCGACCUCUCGCCUCCCUGCUCAGACUGGGUGGAAACUGGGCUGCAAAUACCUUUGACAAUGGAUGAGGUGUCAUACCCUGCUCCAGAGGCAGGCAAGGAAGGAUCUGGUAACUCUGAGCUUCUAGGCUCACUUCCCGCCAGCCCUGAAGAGGAAGAGAUUGACGUGGUGGACUGGACAGCAGAGGGGAGGCUGGUGCCCAACAGCAUUCCCUCUGUAUGGCCUGAUCCUUCCUCAGAGUCAGAGACAGAGGUAGACAUACUCACGUAG